UUGAGAUGUAAUUUCCGAGAAAAAUCGGUAAAUUUUCGUAUGACCGCAAGACUUUUACAGCCUCCAUGGAUUCCCCAAAUUUACGGAAAGAAAUAAUAAAAAUUAAUAAAAAAAUACCUACAUUACUGUACCCUGCAUUUUUAAAAAUUGUUGUAUUUAGUUUGCAAAAUAAAGUAGCAAUUCCUAUUUAGGGGUGGUAAUUCAUUUAGACGUCGUGACGCUUCCUUAUAUUUUUACAAACUAACAAAUACUGCACCGCACUAAUCAGUACAACCUACUCGAACAAACAUUCCGAAAAUGACAGUUGACAGUGACAGAUAGGAGAUUCGAUUUGUGGUUAUGUGUAUUAUUAUAAUGAAGGGAAAUUAUCCGCCUUUCUUCGACGAAAUAGCGAUGAUAUUGUAAUUUCAUUAUGCUUUAAUUUUCCUGGUUACAUUACAACAAUCAUGUACGAGUCACCGGAGAGCUUGGAGGAGCUGUGUUUGGAGGUAGUCAGUGAAAAUAUACUCACUUACAUCGAACCCCUUGAAGUUAAAGGCAACGCGGACGAUAGCAAUUCAGAGGACAGCGAUACGUGGGAUGGUAUCGAGCUGAAGUACAAGUUCAAAGAUCCGGAGAUAUUUCUCAUAAAAGAAAUAUCGGAGAAGCUCCUAGAGAAAUUCGUAGACAAAAGACUCCUGUGCGAUCCCAUACUGAAUAUAUUCACGCAGGAGAACACGAAACUAAAAAAUUUCCUAAUUAGAAAUAGCCGAAUAACGAAGAACGGACUGCAAAUUUUAAAACAGCAUAAAAUAGUUAGUUUAGAAUGCGUGAAUAUGAAGAAAAUAGGGAUCGGUGAUAUUUUAGAUUGCCUCAACGAAUGGUCGAUAGAAAAUUUAGUGAGCGUAAACUUCGCCAAGUGCAGCUUCAUCGACAGAACUAGGUACAAUUUCAUGGUGAGAAUAACCCAUUUGGCGAACCUGCGCAGCCUAAACUUGGCCUACACGGAAUUGAAUCAAAACGUGUUCGAGUACCUCUGCGAGGAUUUGAAACAUUUAGAGACGCUGGACGUUUCCGGUACUCAAAUCGUCGAUCUGAGACCGCUCGCUACACGGGCACCUACCUUAAUCAGCCUAUCGAUAUCCGAUUUAUCUUCGGCCGAGUACAUUCCGCAAACGUUGGAGAACUUGAAGCGCCUGCGCUAUUUGGACGUCAGUUUCUUCAUGGAUAAAAUCGACAACAGCCCGAGCCAUCAGAACGUGCUCGCCCUGUUGGAGGAUCCCAACGCGCUGACGGAGCUCGUUCUGUUGGAUUUGUCCGGCUGGAAGGAGUACGUCGACAAGGGGUUUCUAAUGAAGCUCAUCGAGACCCAUCCCAAGCUGCGCGUGCUCGGCAUCGUUCUUUGUUCGGCGACGUUCGAUCCCGCCUUCACCGAUAGGAAUCUGAUCGUCGCCAGCCUGGGCAACGAGGAGCAGAUUAAGGUCACGCUGUUGAGAUAUAAGGAUAAGGCUACGUACGUCCAAAAGGCCUUGUACCAUUUGUUCCAAUUGACCAGCACGUUUCACGAGGCCCAGCCGGACAUGUUCAAUCUCGUCCUGCCCGUUAUGGAGGCGCACAGUAACAUAUUCGGCGUACAACUGGCCGCUACGGCUUGUCUCUACAAUUUAACGAGAGGUGAAUUGUCGAAGAACAUCCAUCCUAAAGCUCUAAGUAGAGGAGUGCGUUUGACGUUGCACGCCAUGGAAUACUUCCCGGAGGAGUUUCAAUUGCAGAAAAACGCGUUGUUGACGCUCUGCAGCGACAGGAUACUCCAGGAUAUUAAUUUCGAUAAAUUCAGAUGCGCGAAAUUGGUGUUGGACGCUCUAUGUCAAUUCGAGGACGUCAAUAUGGAUCGAAUGGCCGUCGCGAUUUGCAGUAUUUUAGCCGCGAAGGUCUCCACGGACGAGACUUCGAAGCUGGGCGCCCGGCCGGAGUACAUGCGCAAAUUACUGGCGAUGGUGCGACGCCGGGCGGACACCAACGUGGUGGACAUUACGUUGAAAUUCACGCUGAGCGCCCUGUGGAAUUUGACCGACGAGAGCGCCGCCACUUGCAAGGUGUUCCUCGAGAACGAGGGCGAGGAAUUGUUUUUGAAAGCGCUGAAAAUAUUUAAGGAUAAUUCGGCCAUCGAAACGAAAAUUCUGGGUUUGUUGAAUAAUAUCGCCGAGGUGUCGUCGUUGAGGAAGAGCCUGUUGAUCGACAGCCUGAUGGUCGAAUUGCGCACGCUCCUGCAAUCGGAUAACAUCGAUGUGAGUUAUUUCGCGGCGGGAAUAGUGGCCCAUUUGGCGUCGGACGGGCCUGAUAAAUGGGAAUUGAAAAAUCACACUAGAUCGUCGAUGUUGGAGGCUUUGAAGAACGCGGUUUCGAAUUGGAAGGUGCCCGAAAGCGAAAUGGUGGCCUAUAGGAGUUUCAAGCCGUUUUUCCCUCUGCUGAAAACCGAUAUGGACUAUCAGGUGCAAUUGUGGGCGGUGUGGGCGAUUCAUCACGUUUGCACCAAAAAUCCUAAAAGAUAUUGUCGAAUGCUUCGCGACGAAUCGGGCCAUAAUUUGCUUAGCGAACUUUUGGAUUACGAUGGAUCUCAUUCGGACAUUAAAAGGUUUUGUACGUUAAUAUUGGGCACUAUCGAGGUUAGUGUUUAAAACGUUUUGUUUUUAACGAGGAAAUUGGGCGAUAAUUCGUUAUGUUGAAUGUUGGAUAUCCAAUGCUUGUGAAAUAGGCGCAGUUUUCUUUGAUGAAAAUCUCUUACUGAUUGAGUUUUGAAUUAAAAUCUUAUAUAUAAAAAAUUUUCCUAUCGGAUCUUUUGCUAUUAUACAAUAAUAUAUUUAAUUUUAUUUAUUAAAUUACUGUUGAAGUAUUUUUGUUACGUUUUAAUGUUUUCGAAGGUUUAAAUUGUGCCAAUUUCUGAAUCUAUUUGUUGUACAUUUGUUAAUUAAGUAGUUAAAUUUUGUGUAUAUUAUAUUAAAAACUAAGAUAGCUGUAAUCGACAUAUUAUACAGAGGCUAGUCAGAAUAAACUAUUAUAA
This is a messenger RNA of Phyllotreta striolata, 3040 nucleotides long. Lineage: Eukaryota; Metazoa; Arthropoda; Insecta; Coleoptera; Chrysomelidae. The record is from the annotation of a GenBank genome assembly.